Molecule: messenger RNA, 574 nt
Organism: Aspergillus japonicus CBS 114.51
Lineage: Eukaryota; Fungi; Ascomycota; Eurotiomycetes; Eurotiales; Aspergillaceae
Exons: 2
Coding region: 156-404 (82 amino acids)
Source: RefSeq, a predicted model, not a curated record
AAAACCCCGUGCCACCCUAGCCCACCCACAGUCUGACAGCCUCAGACGGUCCACUCCUUCUAUAACAAUCCGUCACUCAUUUACACCCGCGCAUACACACAACCAACAAACCAAACCCAAAUUCAAACCCCGAUCCAAAACAACAGCAAUCAAAAAUGCAACUCACGACCCUCCUCCUCGCAACCGCCACCCUCCUCGCCUCCACCGUCUCCGCCCAGAGCAAACCCCACGGCAUCGACAUCGGCAACGAGGCCUGCGUGGGCUCCUGUGUCCGCAACCCCAAGCUGUUGACUUGUCCCAAGACCAAGUAUCAACCCGACCAAGGAUGCUACGUCUGUUGCUGGGGGGACGAUGACGCCGACGCGUGGGCGGAUCACAUCCACGAUGACUUUGGGGAUUUCUGAAUGAAACCCAAAGGGGUUGAGGUUGGGGUUGGAUGUACUUUGUCUGGAAGAGUUGGAUUGGGGUGGUUUUCAUGUGAUGUGAUGUGAUGUGAUGGGAGCCACUUGGGUUGGAGUGGUGUCUGGCUUUGCUGGGUAUACGGUGACGAAGCGAGGGCGAGGGCGAGGUUGGG